Molecule: messenger RNA, 2705 nt
Organism: Musa acuminata subsp. malaccensis (wild Malaysian banana)
Lineage: Eukaryota; Viridiplantae; Streptophyta; Magnoliopsida; Zingiberales; Musaceae
Source: RefSeq, a predicted model, not a curated record
UAGUUAGAUUAAACAGCCAAUGACGACGCGCAGGCACAUCAUCGCUAGUGAAGCCCCCCCAUCAGUUGUUGGGGUGGGUGAAUGUAAUUCGAUAAACAUAUUUCUUCGUCCCCCCGGAUUCUUAUUUCUUCCGACCCCUAGGAUGAUAAAUGCCAAGGACUCAUCGACUAGUGUUGAGCUCCAACUCCUAAUAAUUAAGGAGUUCACGUGCACUGCCCGGGCGCCAUUCUUUUAAUGCCUGCAUUUAAGAAACGCUCGGCGCGCACUUCGCUCCCCCCUCAAAAUUGCCAUCACACUUUCACCAGUCAUCACCACUCUCCACCUGUACUUUGGUAAUUCAACAUCUACCCAACCCAGCCAGUUCAUAUCACACUUUGCCCCCAAGUCAGCAUGUAAUUUAAUUGAUGGGAUCACCGAUCUAAUUGGAUCGAUGAGGAGGUCAGGACAAAAGAGUAAUUUCGACGGCCACUGAAGUCCUUCAAUGCCUUUUUAAUGCUCGAAACAGGGGUAGUGUCUGCGGACGUCUCUGCUCCCCUCUCAGGUGGCGGUGUCCCGACAUCAGCGGUGGCGCUUACCGGGUUCGUAGGGCUGCCUCGGCGCACGCUUUAGCAGGCGACGCACCGGUCCCCUACACUCACCGGCGAAACAGGACAAUCAAAAAGCGAGGCCGGGCCCAUUCGGUUAUGAGAUUGGAGGGGCCGAUGGCCUUGUCGUCUUAUCCUCCCCGCGCCACACUCGUCACCGACGGAGUCCCGUCACCGCCCUUCGUUAUAUCAACACACCAUCACCGUCCCGCUUGGAAGGCACGCGAGACAAUGUCGCUCCACCACCGCCAAUUGGACCUCGUCACCCACCUCGUCCCGCGUCACCUCCUUACCGCGGCUGCCGACGACCUCGACGUCGGCGCCGCCCCUAGCCCUUCGCCCUCCUUCCACCCUUCCUCCUUCGUGGCCCCGUUCCGGCCUGGCAUCGCCGUCAUCGUUGGCGUGCUCACCAUCAUCUUCUCCCUCACCUUCCUCCUCCUCCUCUAUGCCCGGCACUGCAAGCGCAGCGCUGCCUCCUACGGCGCUGGCGGGAGCGCCAAUGGGGGGUUCCCGCCCUCCGCCUCCGAGCGGCGGCACUCCGGGGUGGAUCGAGCGGUGGUCGAGUCGCUCCCGGUCUUCCGGUUCGGGUCGCUGCAGGGGCAGAAGGAGGGGCUAGAGUGCGCAGUGUGCCUGAGCCGGUUCGAGCCCACGGAGGCGCUCCGGUUGCUGCCCAAGUGCCGCCACGGCUUCCACGUCGAAUGCGUCGAUACGUGGCUCGACGCCCACUCCACCUGCCCUCUCUGUCGCGUCCGCGUCGACCCGGAGGACGUCCUCCUCGUCCCCCGCUCGGUGCCGGAGUCCCACGGCGGGGGUGGCGGGGAGAAGGCCGAUACCAAGGGCGGCGGUGACGGGGCCACCACUGUCGCACCGAACCCCUUCGGGCGCAGGAUAUCCGGGCGGCACUCAUCCGCCGGUGAGCGGUCGAGCGAGCCCCUCCAGAUCGUGGUCCAUCGGGCCGAACCGGCCGGAACGAGAUGGAGGCGCUCGGCGGAUUUACCCGGCUUCGGAAAACCCGGCGUCGACGCUGCCGUUGCCGGGGCGCCGAGGGUUCGGAAGGACAAGCUUCUGCCGACCGAAGCGACGGAGGACAGGGAGGCUUUCGAGCGGCGGCACAGCCACCGGAUCGUGGUCUCGGACGUCGACGUCCGCCUGGACCGGUGGAGCGACCUCCGUCCGACGGAUCUGCUCUUCCUGCGGAGGGAGAUGAUCAUCACGGAGAGCGGGCGGUUCUCGGCGUCCAAGGCCGUUCGCGCCCUGUCGUCCUCGACCGCCCCCGGCGACGCCGAUGCGGCCGCCUCCAGAUGUGCGUCGGAGAUCGCGGGGGUGCACCGAAUGCCAAGCGGCAGGGCCAACCCCACCGGCGCUGGCGGAGCAAGGCGGGCAGCGGAGGAGGAGCGGACACUGAGGCGGUGGAUGGGCUUCGCGGCGAUGCGGACGGCGCGCGGUCUGGGGAGGCGGGAGAGCGGGAACCGGCCGGAGACCUAAAUCGACGAUAACACCCUCGGACAUUGUCGGUUAUUUACGAACUGAUACCACGGAGAUUCCCGUUACGUGGGUCUGCCCACGGAGGAGAGACACGCCCAAAGAUGCGGUGGUCACGUGACCGCCGUGGCGGGAGGUGGUCAUUUUAACUCGCAUCACGGGACUGGCGACGCCCUCUGACAGCAGCCUCGCAUGUCUGCCGGGUGGAACUUGGAGGGCGCUUCCGAUAACCCUCGACGAGGCGCCUCGGACGGCGGUGAUACGUCUGUCGCGCUCGGGGAACGAGAUCGGACGGUCAAGGGGAUGGCGACGUGGGCUUUCCCCCCUUCCCUUUCUUUAGCGGACAGGAAAAGAAGUGGGCAGCGACACCGAACUCGGCAGCUGCGCUGGCGGCGCUUUUCGUGAGCUCGGCCGCGGCCGUGGAGGAGGGUGCUCUCCACCUGACGCAGUUCCCUGACACGAUAUAAAGCUAAAAAAGAAAUCGUAUUAUUGAUGGCCAAAUUCUCGCAAUUGCCAGAACUGUCAUACAUUUGUCCUUUUUGUCUACUUUUUCGGCUGUGUUAGUUUUCCUAAUUUGAAAUAGGACAAUUCGCAAUUAUUUAAAUAAAAAUUGCGAUUUGCAAUUUUUUAUUCGUACAU